Messenger RNA from Chelonia mydas (Green sea turtle), 501 nucleotides. Its product is annotated as ferritin heavy chain. The record is from RefSeq and is a predicted model, not a curated record. The transcript has a single exon. NCBI's taxonomy places the organism in Eukaryota, Metazoa, Chordata, Testudines, Cheloniidae. Gene Ontology annotation, biological process: iron ion transport; intracellular iron ion homeostasis. Gene Ontology annotation, molecular function: ferric iron binding; ferrous iron binding. Gene Ontology annotation, cellular component: cytoplasm. The coding region runs from base 64 to 501 and encodes 145 amino acids.
CGCCACCUCUGCCUCCAACCCUUGUAUCCUCUCGGCUCCCGUAGCAGCAGGAACAGCAGCGCCAUGUCUUCGUCUCCAUCCCAGGUGCGCCAGAACUACAACCAGGACUGCGAGGCGGCCGUCAACCGCCAGAUCAACCUGGAGCUCUACGCCUCCUACGUGUACCUCAGCAUGUCUUUCUAUUUUGACCGGGAUGCUGUGGCUCUAAAGAACUUUGCCAAGUAUUUCCUGCACCAGUCCCACGAGGAGCGUGAGCAUGCUGAAAAACUCAUGAAGCUGCAGAACCAGAGGGGCGGUCGCAUCUUUUUGCAGGACAUCAAGAAACCAGAUCGUGAUGAUUGGGAGAAUGGGUUGACAGCAAUGGAAUGUGCCUUGCACCUGGAAAAGAAUGUGAACCAGUCACUCCUUGAUCUGCACAAGCUGGCAACUGACAAGAAUGACCCUCAUUUGUGUGAUUUCAUUGCCAAGCUCCUGACCCUCCUCUUCUCACACUCUAAUUAA